Molecule: messenger RNA, 705 nt
Organism: Acanthoscelides obtectus
Lineage: Eukaryota; Metazoa; Arthropoda; Insecta; Coleoptera; Chrysomelidae
Source: the annotation of a GenBank genome assembly
AUGAACUAUAGUAACUAUAAAAAAUGGCUUCAGGAUAAACUGAUUCCCAACCUACCACCAAAUAGUGUUUUGGUUAUAGACAAUGCUCCAUACCAUAAUGUUCAGAUAGACAAAGCGUCGCUGGAAAGACAAAGAGGCGUAGCUCCAAUUCAGAUGUUUUACAGAAGAUGCGAUAUACAAUCGUUUGUCCUUUUAGCACUAAUUUAUGUUAGGAAUGACAAAAAAGUGGUGUCAUUACUUCAAGUACCGCACAAGUUAGCCCCUCUGUUAAAAAAGUUAGGAACUUCGAAAGAAAUACAAAACGAUCUACUGGAUUGUAUUCUUGAAGUUUCCCUUGAAGAAAUAAUAAAACAGUUUAACAGAGCCUCGUAUUUGGCGAUAAUAGCAGAUGAAACAACGGACAUUUCGGGAAAAACCCAACUGGUAACAAUUUUCAGAUACGUAUUUAACGGCGAACCAGUAGAACGUUUUUGGAAUUAUAUGAAUCCCGAGAAAUGUGACGCCGAUACUCUCACAAGACAUAUUUUGAGCGUCGUAGAUCCAUUAAUAGGAAAUUUCCCUAACAAACUGAUUUCACAAAGCUAUGAUGGAGCCGCGGUAAUCAGCGGACAUAAUGCUGGAGUACAGGCAAAAAUUGAACAAAGAUAUCCAUUUGCUUACUAUGUGCAUUGCCAUGCGCAUCAGUUAAACCUAACUAUGUCCUAA